Messenger RNA from Pleuronectes platessa (European plaice), 2218 nucleotides. Its product is annotated as protein NLRC3-like. The transcript is spliced from 4 exons. Lineage: Eukaryota; Metazoa; Chordata; Actinopteri; Pleuronectiformes; Pleuronectidae. The record is from RefSeq and is a predicted model, not a curated record. The coding region runs from base 188 to 2080 and encodes 630 amino acids.
GUUCAGCAACAUUUAUAUUAUUCAUUCAUAUUGUUUCACUGUCACUGACUCUGGGUCAGUUUUCUACUUGUGGACUUUAGAGAGAAGAAGAUUCAGGAUGAACUUCUGUCAGUCAAUCAACAGUUUGACUCGACGCUGUGAUUGGCUGAGUCCAACACAUUAAACCUACAACUGUCUCAGACUGAAGAUGAGUGUUUAUGAGGAGGAAGAGGACAGAGCAGAGUCUCCAGGGUCCAGCUGUCUGUCUCUGAAGAGUGACUGGUCCAUGGAUCCUCCUCCAGUCUUCAGUAAUGAACCUGGACCCUCAACCACAGAGGAGAGGAAGAGGAGUCAUGUUUCUGAGGAGGAGCAGUCGUCCUGCUGUGCUUCGUGUCAGGACGUCCUGAAGGAUCCAGUCUCCACCAGCUGUGGACACUCGUUCUGCAGACAGUGCAUCACCUCAUACUGGGACCAGUCUGGUUCUUCAGGAGACUCCUCCUGUCCCCAGUGUGGACAAAGAUCCAGAACAGGAGCUGGAGGUCAGACAGCCGCAGAUCGUGGUCUGCAGGAGGCUUCAGAUGAACAUAAGCUCAGUGUGAGGAGGAGAUGUGAACAUGUGACUGAAGGAAGUGAUGAAACAGGAAGUAGAACCCUCCUCAACAGGAUCUACACUGAGCUCUACAUCACAGAGGGACAGAGUGAAGAGGUUAAUACUCAACAUGAGGUGAGGCAGCUUGAGACGGCUUCCAAGAUGAAGAUCCUCCAGGACACUCCCAUCAAGGUCCACGACAUCUUUAAAGCCUCCACUGACCAGCAGAGCAGCAUCAGAGUCGUCCUGACCAACGGCGUCGCUGGCGUUGGAAAAACCUUCUCGGUGCAGAAGUUCACUCUGGACUGGGCAGAGGGUUUAGAGAACCAGGAUGUGGGUCUGCUGGCUGUGCUUUCGUUCAGGGAGCUGAACCUGGUGAAGGACCAGCAGCACAGUCUUCUCACGCUGCUCCAUGUUUUCCAUCCAGCGUUACAGAAGCUCACUGCAGAGACGCUCGCUGUCUGUAAACCUUUGUUCAUCUUUGACGGCCUGGAUGAAAGCAGACCUUCUCUGGACUUCAACCACAGGGAGCUUGUGUCUGAGGUCACACAGAGGUCAUCAGUCAACGUGCUGCUGACAAACCUCAUCCGGGGGAAUCUGCUUCCCUCGGCUCUCGUCUGGAUAACCUCCAGACCUGCGGCGGCCAAUCAGAUCCCUCCUGCAUGUGUUGACAGGGUCACAGAAGUACGAGGCUUCACUGAGGCCCAGAAGGAGGAGUACUUCAGGAGGAGAUUCAGUGAUGAAGAGCUGUGCAGCAGAAUCAUCUCACACAUCAAGACGUCCAGGAGCCUCCACAUCAUGUGUCAAAUCCCAGUCUUCUGCUGGAUCAGUGCUACAGUUCUGGAGCACAUGUUGACCACAGACCAGAGAGGAGAGCUGCCCAAGACCCUGACUGACCUGUACUCACACUUCCUGCUGGUUCAGACAAAGAGGAAGAACAACAAGUACGGUAAGAAGAGGACUGACAGAGACGUUCUCCUGAAGCUGGGGAGGCUGGCACUUAAACAUCUGGAGGAAGGAAACAUCAUGUUCUACCAAGAAGACCUGGAGCAGUGUGGUCUUAACGUCACAGAGGCCUCGGUGUACUCAGGAGUUUGUACUGAGAUCUUCAGAAGAGAGUGUGUGAUCUUCCAGAAAUCAGUCUACUGCUUUGUUCAUCUGAGCGUUCAGGAGUUUCUGGCUGCAGUCUACAUGUUCCACUGUUACACCAAGAGGAACACAGAAGAACUCAACAACUUCUUGGGAACAUAUGGGAACACAGACACCUUCUCCCUGGAUGACCUCCUGAAGAGAACCAUGGAGAAAUCCCUCACCAGUACAAAUGGUCAUCUGGACCUGUUUGUUCGCUUCCUUCACGGCCUCAGUCUGGAGUCCAACCAGAGAGUCUUAGGAGGCCUGCUGGGUCGGACAGAGAACAAUCCAAAGAUCAUCCAGAGAGUCUCAGGAUGGCUGCUGGGUCGGACAGGGAACAAUCCAGAGAGUCAUCAACAACCUGAAGGAGAUGAAGAGUGAUAAGAUUUCUCCUGACAGAAGCAUCAACAUCUUCCACUGUCUGACUGAGAUGAACGACCACUCAGUUCAUCAGCAGAUGAAACAGUUCCUGACGUCAGAGAACAGAUCAGAGGAGAAACUCUCUGAGAUCCACUGCUC